UGUGACAGAAUGACAUCUUUCAAUCCCUUAGCCAAUAUCCUAACCCAAAACAAGCUUGAGGGUCCUAACUAUGUUGAUUGGAAAAGAAACUUGGACAUUUUGCUUACUGCAGAAGAAUAUAAGUUUGUGCUCAGUGAAAUGUGUCCUGAAAAACCCGGUGAAGGUGCCACUCAAGAUCAAAUUAAGGCUCACCAGAAAUGGGUUAAAGCUGAUGAGAUGGUGCGAUGUUACAUUUUGGCAUCUAUGUCAAAUGUUUUGCAACAUCAGCAUCAGAAAAUGGAUACAACUUAUGACAUCUUAGAAAAUCUCAAGGAGAUGUUUGGAGACCAAACUAGUGCAGCAAGGCAGAACGCACUAAGGGAGAUCCUGACUUCUAAAAUGGAGGAAGGAACUCAAGUAAGAACUCAUGUUUUGAAGAUGAUGAGUCUUCUGAAUGACAUGGAAGUUCUAGGUGCUGAAGUUGACAAGGCUACUCAGAUUGAGAUGGUCUUGAACACUCUGCCUCCCAGUUUUCAGCAGUUUCGUUUGAACUAUAACAUGAAUAAAAUGGAUUUUACUCUGUCUAAACUGCUGAAUGAGCUGGUAGCUGCUGAGACUAUUAUUAAGUAA
Molecule: messenger RNA, 609 nt
Organism: Vitis vinifera (wine grape)
Lineage: Eukaryota; Viridiplantae; Streptophyta; Magnoliopsida; Vitales; Vitaceae
Exons: 1
Coding region: 10-609 (199 amino acids)
Source: RefSeq, a predicted model, not a curated record